UUGCCUGCCUCGGUGCACAGCACCCUCCCUGCAGGGCCGGGGGCCUUCCCUCCACAGCCAUGGUCUGGAAGAAACUGAGCUCUGGCAACUUCUCCAGCUGCCCCAAUGGCUCCCGAGAGUGGAUAUGGGACGUGUUUGGUGAAUGUGCCCAGGACAGCUGGGACGAGGCCAGUGUGGGCCUGGGCUUGGUCUCCAUUCUCUGCUUUGCUGCAUCCACCUUCCCCCAGUUCAUCAAGGCCUGCAAGACGGGCAACAUGGACCAGGCCCUGUCCCUGUGGUUCCUCCUGGGCUGGAUCGGCGGAGACUCCUGUAACCUCGUCGGGUCCUUCCUUGCUAACCAGCUGCCGCUGCAGACCUACACAGCUGUGUAUUACGUCUUGGCGGACCUGCUCAUGCUGACGCUGUACUUUCACUACAAGUUCAAGAAGCGCCCCUCUCUGUUGUCUGCCCCUGUCAAUUCUGUGCUCUUGUUCGUCAUGGGGACGGUGUGUGCCACGCCUCUGCUGAGCAGCGCCAGCCCUGUGGCUGCCCCCAGAGAGGUCUUCCGGGGGCGGGCGCUCCUGUCUGUGGAGCCGGGCAGCAAGCCCUUCACUCGGCAGGAAAUCGUUGGCUUCGUCAUCGGCUCUGUCUCCAGCGUGCUGUACCUGCUGUCCCGGCUGCCUCAGAUCCGCACCAACUUCCUGCGGAAGUCGACACGGGGCGUCUCCUACUCGCUGUUCGCGCUGGUCAUGCUGGGGAACACGCUGUACGGCCUGAGCGUGCUGCUCAAAAACCCCGAGGUGGGCCAGAGCGAGGGCAGCUACCUGCUGCACCACCUGCCCUGGCUCGUGGGCAGCCUGGGCGUGCUGCUGCUCGACACCGUCAUCUCCAUCCAGUUCCUGCUGUACCGGAAUCGCACCGCCGCCUCAGAGCUCGAGCCCCUCCUCCCCAGCUGACCAGUGCCACGCUGAGCCCAGGAUGACAGGGACCUUCAGAUCCACCCCCAGGAAGGGACAGGUGCGGGCAGGGACAGUGCUGCUGCCCCUGGGUUAGCCUGGGGAGGCCCAGCGCUCCUGGCCCUGCCGCCUCCGCUCAUCCCUGCAGCCUUCGCGGGCUGGCCGGCCCCCCUUGGAACACACCCAGGGUCUAGGGCAGCUGUCGCAGGAGCCUCAGGGGAGGGGCUGCAGCCGAGGGUCGGGGCCUCUCAGAAGACAGCGUGGCCGCCCCUGCCGCCCACCUACCUCACUCUGCCUGCUCAGCCCCCGGGGGGGCCACAGCUGCAGCACAGUGGACCCAGCACUGUCCUGUUGACUCCGACAACCUAGUAAACGGCACCUCCCGGUGAGGCCUGUUUCCGCUGCUCCUUCCCAGGGCGCUGGGGGUG
Molecule: messenger RNA, 1363 nt
Organism: Propithecus coquereli (Coquerel's sifaka)
Lineage: Eukaryota; Metazoa; Chordata; Mammalia; Primates; Indriidae
Gene: SLC66A1
Product: PQ loop repeat containing 2
Exons: 7
Coding region: 60-935 (291 amino acids)
Source: RefSeq, a predicted model, not a curated record